Penicillium olsonii is the source of this 2925-nucleotide messenger RNA. The record is from the annotation of a GenBank genome assembly. NCBI's taxonomy places the organism in Eukaryota, Fungi, Ascomycota, Eurotiomycetes, Eurotiales, Aspergillaceae.
AUGAAUGCCUGGCUUGCCGACGCUUCGAAUAUUCCUGGCCAGGAAAAUGGCGCCUUCCAUCCUUCAACAAUAGAUCCAUCAAGUGCUUUCUUACAUGGCUCCCCCACCCCCCAAGAUCCAUCUCAAUUCCAGCGCAUGUUUAACGGUGUGCCGCGGAACGCCUCGCCGGGGUUCCACAACCCCAACCAAGUCAUUCCAUCCAAGCGGGGACGACCUGAAGAUGGCAUGCCCAUGUCACCACGACCAGCUCCAGGUGGUAUGACUGGAUCGCGCUCGCAAACCCCCCACCAGGUACCAUAUCCCGGGUACCAGGGUCCAGCCAACGGCAAUGCGCAAUUUCAACAACCCCCAACACCGUAUCAGCAUCUUCAGCAAGCGUCUCCUAAUGCUACACAGUCACCAAUAAUGCCAGACUUCGACCAGCAAAGCGCUCGCAUGGGGACCGCGUCUCCAAGCCCCUUCUCACCCGCAGGGCCGCACCCUGGACCCCACAUGUCCCCGUCGCAAUCGGACCACGGAAGCCGCGUCAAUACACCCCAGAACGCCAACUUCAUGCAAGCGCAACAGUUUGGUGGUAUGUCACAAGGACCUGGAAUGACAUCGGCCGCUCCUCAGCCCUCGAUGCAAGCACCCCAGUUUGGUGGCAUGUCCCAGGUACCCCAGGGCUAUCAGCAGGCGCUCGCGAACCAGCAGCAGCGCUUGCAUGCCAUGCAGCAACAGCAACAGCAGCAAACGCGAAUGAAUCCCAAUCCUGCAUUGGCUGCGCGACAAGUCCCGGGCAAUAUGAACCCAAUGACCAACCCUCAGAUGGCACAAAUCAGACAGAUGCAGCCAAACAUGCCACCAAACAUCCCGAAGCCUAAUAACCCAGAGGGCUUCUUGCGCUCGUUGCAGAAAUUUAUGAUGAGCCAGAACCUUGCUUUGGACCCCAACCCCACCGUGAGUGGACGUCCGAUCAACUUGGUUCAACUAUAUGGCACGGUGAUGAAGCUUGGAGGAUCAAAAAAGAUUACCGCUACAAACGCGUGGCCAACAGUCGCGCAACACCUGCAGUUCCCUCCAAUGCAAUUCCCUACAGCCGCCCAGGAGUUCCAAGCACAUCACACGAGGAACCUGGCUCCUUACGAGCAAGCCUUCAUAAGCUCUCAACAGAAGUCAGUGGAGCAGAUGCAGCAGCAAGGUGGAAUUCCCCGUGGACCCGCUCAGCUAUACGCAGGAGCGGCGGGCAAAAUGGGCCCGGGCUACGAGCAGUCGCAGCCCCUGGCACAGUCCCCGCAAAACAACACACCGGUGCAAAACCAGACCCCUGGGAAUCCAACCAAUGGGUUUGCCACUCCCACGCAUGCCCGAAGCCAAAGCAGACCAGCCCAAGCUGGACAUCGAUCAAGUCUCUCACGCCCAUCGCAAACCCCAGUCCCACCCACAGAACCUGCGACUGGUCAAUUCCCAGCGCCUUCUCCAUCACAAUCUGGCAAGGAAGUCACACCAGGCCCUGGUCAGCCACAGCAAACCGAACAAAAGCCAGAGCCUUUUGUGAAGCAACCCAUUGGGGAAACCUUCAAGCCCAUGGUGCUGACCGGAAGCCGGUUGCAUGGACCUAUUGCUGUGGAUGAGAUGUUCCAAAUUGGCGAGGAUAUUUCAAGGCUUAAGCCCGACGUUCCCGCGUUUUCAGAAUUAGGGGUUGUGGAUAUUCACGCUCUGACAAUGGGUCUCCAAUCCGGGAUCACAGCAGAAAUUCGGGUUGCCCUGGACACCCUUACUACCCUUUCCGGCGAACCUACCGUUCAAAUAUCCCUGGAAAACUGCGACGACCUGGUUGAGAGCCUGGUUGACUGCGCUGAAGAUCAAGCUGAGAUGCUAGCACAGCACACUACCGAAGAGACAGAUACUAUGACUUUACGAUCUUACGAUGAGAUCACACGGGACUGCCAGCUUGAAAACACAUCGCUCACAGACGCUCCCCCAUUCGGGAGUCUCGAUUACGAAAUGGAUCGAGCUGUGGAUCGACUCAUCUGUAUCACCACCAUCCUCCGAAACUUCUCAUUCAGCGAGACAAACUUCCUUCCUCUCGGCAUUCCUCCCGUUGCCCAGCUAUUUGCUUCUGUUUUCCGCUACAUGGGAACCCGCAAGAAUUUCUUACGCAGCAGCCACAAUACCCUGGAUUUCAUGAAGGAUGCAGUAAUACUGCUGAGCAACUUGGCUCACGUUGUUCAAAUUCCGGGCAAGGAUGAGGCAUUGAGCUUAUUGACCUUCCUACUUGCGUUCUCGCCAGAGCCGGAACCUAUACCAUCAUCAGGCAAAGUGAUGUUCACUGCUUUCAACUCCGCCGUGGAUCGAUAUACCCCAGCGGCUGUGGAUGGCCUCGCCAAAAUGCUCGCAAGAGACGACCCGAAUAGAACCUACUUCAAGGCCAUCUUCUCUGGCGAUGGAUCUACACCAGCCCAACCUGAAUUGUUGACCCGCGCCUUCGGUCUCGCUAUAUCUUGUGUCCCUGACAAAAAGCCUAUGGCCGUGGUGGAUGCUCGCAAGGUGUUCUUGAUGCAAGGUCUUCUGUCAGCCGAUGUUCUCACUACAUUUGCCGACGGGGCUCUCGCCAAGCUUUGGCUGGAUUCGGUCGACGGCUUUGCCGUUCAUCUCCUACGACUCUCUUGUGCUCUCUGCACAGAGCGCAUUCCACAGAUUAACAUGCGUCAAAGAGGCCAGGCUGAAGCUGAUGCCUAUGCCUUCAGCUCGAUCGUGAAUCGCGGCCUGGGAAUCCUCCGUCGACUUGCUGAAAAAUCAAAGCAAAUCGAUAAUACCUCUCCCCUCAACGUUCCGUCAGGGAUUCUACCCCGGAAGGAGAGCCUUCUAGGCGCAUUACUUCUUCCUAACAUCGACGGGGGCGUUGUGCGCCAGCUUCUCACCUACGCUCGGCUGGCGGAGUAA